Molecule: messenger RNA, 2058 nt
Organism: Eimeria maxima
Lineage: Eukaryota; Apicomplexa; Conoidasida; Eucoccidiorida; Eimeriidae
Exons: 3
Coding region: 1-2058 (685 amino acids)
Source: RefSeq, a predicted model, not a curated record
AUGGCUGUUGCUGCUCUCUUCUUUGGUGUUGGAGAUCUGGAUGUACUAGCAGCAGCACUUCCUCCAAGCCAGCCUGCUGGUGCAGCAGCUCAGCAGCAGCAGCAGCAGCAGAUGCUUAUGCUGCAACAGCAACAGAGACAGCAGCAGCAACAGGGCAUUGGCGGGCCUCAACAACAACUUUACCUGCAGCAGCAGCAGCAACUCCAGCAGCAGCAGAUGCAGCAGCAACAGUACUUCCAGAGACCGCAGCAGCAAGCAUUCUCGCUGCAGCAGCAAGCAGCAGCGCAGCACGGUGGUGCACACAUGCAGCUACAGAUGGGGCCGCAGCAGCAGCAGCAACUGCAACAGCAGCAAUUACAGCAGCAGCAACUGCAGCAGCAGCAGCAUCUGCAGCAACAACAGUGGCUGCAGCGGCAAAGAACAUUACCAGAAGGGCAGCAGCAGCAGCUGCUGCAGCAGCAGCAGCAACUUGGCUAUGGCAUGCAAGCUCGGGCUGAUUGUACACCGAAGCAGCAGCAACAAAUGACACUGCAGCAGCAGCAGCAGCAGCAGCAAUUUGCUGUAGAUCCACGCUAUGCAGGGCAGCAGCUAACUCAUCAGCAGCAGCACAUGCUGCCUCAGCAGUCUUUCUUACUUAGACAGCAGCAGCAACCGCAGCAGCAACCGCAGCAGCAACAGCAGCAACUGCAGUCUUACCAGCAGCAGCAGCUGCAGCAACAACACCAGCUGCAGCAACAACAGCAACUGCAGCAACAGCAGCAGCUCCAGCAACAACAGCAACUGCAGCAGCAACAGCAGCUCCAACAGCAACAACAGCUCCAUCAGCAGCAACAGUUGCAGCAGCAGCAACAGCUGCAGCAGCAGCAGCAGCAGCUACAUGGCCCCCCACUACGUUCUUUCUCUUGCCCUACAGGCUUCUUGCAGCAGCAACAGCAGCAGCCGCAGCAGCAGCAGGUGUUGCAGCAGAUGCAGCAGCAACAGCUGCAGCAGCCACUGUUACAGCAGCAACAGCUCCAGCAGCAACAGCUGCAACAACAGCAGCUACAGCAGCAGCAGUUGCAGCAGCAGCAACUGCAACAGCAGCAACUGCAACAGCAGCAACUGCAACAGCAGCAGCUACAGCAGCAGCAGCUGCAGCAACAGCAGCUAAGGGGUCAACUUGGAUACGCAGCGCAAUCACAGCAGCUGCAGCAAAUGCAGCAGCUGCCGCUGCAGCAGCAGCAGCAGGCAUACCGUCAGGCUGCUGCUGGGCAGCAGCAGCAGCAGCUGCUUAUGCAAGGUCCAUCAGGCUGGCAGCAGCAGCAGCAGCAGCCGGCAUUCCAGCAGCAACAGUUGCAGCAGCAGCAACUGCAGCAGCAGCAGCAGUUGCAGCAGCAACAGCGGCAACAGCUGCAGCAGCAACUACAGCAACAGCAGUUGCAGCAACUACAGCAGCAGCAGCAGCAGCAGCAACGGCUGCUCUGUCAACCAGGGGCAGCGCAGCCCCAACCAAACAUGGCCGCUCUGCAGCAACAGCAGCAGCAGCAGCAGCAGCACUAUGCACAGCAAAUGAUGGGGGUGGCUCCUAAUCAGCAACUACAGAUGCAGCAGCUGCAGCAGCAACAGCUACAGCAGCAGCAGCUACAGCAGCAACGGCUACAGCAACAGCAACUGCAGCAACAGCAACUGCAGCAACAGCAACUGCAGCAGCAACAACUGCAGCAGCAGCAACUGCAGCAGCAACCGUUCAUGAGGGCUCCUAUGGGAGAUUCCUUAGUCUUCUCCCAGCAGCAGCAACUACAACGGCAGCAACAGCUGCAGCAGCAGCAGCUACAACAGCAGCAACUGCAGCAACAGCAGCAGCACCCUCAACUUAUGACUAGCAGCAAUCACGAUGGUCUUAUGCAGCAGCAAAUGCAGCAGCAGACACAUAUGUUAAAUCCACAGCAGCAGCAGCAGCUACUGCAGCAGCAGCAAUUACAGCAGCAGCAGCAAUUACAACAACAACAGCAGCAGCUGCAGCAGCAGCAGCAGCAGCGGCUGCAGAUGCAGCACCCAGGGAGUGGUUUCUACAACUAA